Molecule: messenger RNA, 408 nt
Organism: Microthlaspi erraticum
Lineage: Eukaryota; Viridiplantae; Streptophyta; Magnoliopsida; Brassicales; Brassicaceae
Source: the annotation of a GenBank genome assembly
AUGAGUCCUAAGGCAUUUCAGGUUGUGAUCUUUCUUGGUUUCUUGGCCACUUCAUGUAUCUCUCAAGCUCCAGCCCCCGCACCAACCACCGCUUCUCCACCGACGGCUCUUCCUCCGGUGACCGCAGAAACACCUUCCCCGGUUGCUUCACCGCCGGUUCCAGUUAACGAGCCUACUCCAGCUCCAACCACUGCUCCUACAACUUCUCCUACAACAUCUCCAGUUGCUUCUCCUCCACAAACCGAUGCUCCAGCUCCUGGCCCAUCCGCCGGAUUAACUCCCACUUCGUCUCCGGCUCCGGGACCAGACGGUGCCGCUGAUGCGCCGGGAAGCGCCGCCUGGGCUAACAAAGCUUUCCUUGUGGGAACAGCUGUUGCCGGAGCUUUAUACGCUGUCGUUUUGGCUUAG